This is a messenger RNA of Punica granatum (pomegranate), 791 nucleotides long. NCBI's taxonomy places the organism in Eukaryota, Viridiplantae, Streptophyta, Magnoliopsida, Myrtales, Lythraceae. The record is from RefSeq and is a predicted model, not a curated record.
CAGCAUUUCCUCCGCCACAAGUCUCUUCAUACUCUCCCAUUUGACUCCUAUCACUCUCCUCUUCCUUAAGAAACUACUUACAAAGCUCUCUCAAAAUACAAAGCUCUCUCAAGCUCAAGUGCUUCUCUCUCAAUGGCCAUCCUCAGGAAAUCCAACAAGCUCUCUCAGGCAGCCCUCGUCAAGCAGAUCCUCAAGCGAUGCUCGAGCCUGGGGAAGAAGCACGGUGGUAGCUCAUACGACGACGAGGACCAGGGCCUCCCCUUCGAUGUCCCCAAGGGCCAUUUCGCGGUUUACGUGGGGGAGAACCGGAGCAGGUACAUCGUGCCGGUCUCCUUCCUGACUCACCCUGAGUUCCAGUACCUCCUCCAACAGGCCGAGGAGGAGUUUGGGUACGAUCAUGACAUGGGCAUCACGAUCCCCUGCGAGGAAGUCGUUUUCCGGUCUCUAACUUCGAUGCUACGAUGAAAUGGAGGCCGAGCAUGGAUUAUUUGAUUCGAUGCGGGUUUUGCACGUACAUAAAGGGAGAAGAUGUGCCAAGAUGAAGCAGAACAUUAUAGAGAGAUGCUUCUCUUUUUUUGCAUCUUCCCAUGUUUGUGCUGCCCCUUGAUCUUAAUUUGUUGUCUAACCCCUUUUUUUUUUUUUGUGGGAUGUCUUUUUUUUCCAUGACUUGGACCCCUUUUAGGGUUUUCAUGUACCCCCAAUGAUGUAAUGAAUGACAACUGAUUGAUCCCAAUUCCAGGAACGUUAGUCUUGGUGAGGAUUUGUAUAAAAUUUGAUGGAUUUUCUCCUAA